Molecule: messenger RNA, 1470 nt
Organism: Acipenser ruthenus (sterlet)
Lineage: Eukaryota; Metazoa; Chordata; Actinopteri; Acipenseriformes; Acipenseridae
Product: nucleophosmin-like
Exons: 12
Coding region: 65-1009 (314 amino acids)
Biological process (GO): ribosomal small subunit export from nucleus; regulation of centrosome duplication; positive regulation of transcription by RNA polymerase II
Cellular component (GO): centrosome; ribonucleoprotein complex; nucleolus
Molecular function (GO): chromatin binding; RNA binding; histone binding
Source: RefSeq, a predicted model, not a curated record
CCCUCCAAGCCCCUUAAGCUCAUUUCCUUUCCCAGUUGCAGUUUCCAGAAGUCCGUGAUUGAACAUGGCUGAGGAGCAGGGAAACGGCUAUGGGUUGUACAGACCUCAAAUAUACCUGUUUGGUUGUGAGCUGAAGCCAGAGAAAAGGGAAUACAAAUAUGAUCUGGAAGAUAAUGGAGCAGAACAUCAGCUGUGUCUCAAGUCGAUAUGUUUGGGAGUGGAGGCAGUAGAUGAGUUUCACACAGUAGAAAUUGAAGGCAUGAACUAUGAAGGAACAAUGACAAAAGUGCAACUUGCAGUUCUUAAACCAUCAGUUAUUCCAACUAUAAGUCUAGGAGGCUUUGAAAUCACACCUCCAGUCACAUUCCGCCUCAAGUCUGGCUCGGGUCCCGUAUUUAUCAGUGGCCAGCACUUUAUCAGUGCAAAGCAGGAGGAGGAAGGAUACGAAGAGGAGAAUAAUACAUCUCCAGUGAAGAGACUUUCAAACUCCAAUUCAAACUCCCUUCUUGCCCCGAAGAAGCUGAAGUUUGAUAACGAGGAAGAUGAUGAUGAUGAAGAGGAGAAUGAUGAUGAAGAUGACGACAACGAUGAUGAUGAUAAAAAGGAGGAGGAUUCUCCACCAAAAACACCACAGAAAAAUGAGACUCAGGGGAAGAAAAAAACAGAGCCAAAAUCUGCGUCCAAACACAACGGCGCACCUGGGAAAACUGGAGCCCAAGCAGCCAAGCCACAGCCCAAGACCAGACCACUUACCACAAACAUCUUGGGCCUACCAUUAAAUAGAAACCAGACUCCACAUCAGAAAAAAGAAAAGUCUGGAGCCAUUGAGAGCCUCAGCGUGAAUGAAGUCAAGGACAAACUAAAAACAAUGGUUAGCGAGGGACAUGCCCUACCAAAAACACAGAAGAAAUUUGUAAACUAUGCGAAAUACACAUACAAGAUUGUAGAUCAGAAGGUAGCAGAAGAACUCUGGAACCAUUUACAGAAAUUGAAAGCCGAGAAGAAAUAAUUAUCUGUUUUGUUUUUUGUCAUCCGUACUGAAAAUAGUUUUGUUUAUGUUUUUAUUUGACAUUUUUUAAAAACAAGUUGUCAUUAUAUGCCCUGGUAGACAUGCAUAACUAGAACAGUAUGUUUCCUCAAAUGAAUUGGAGUGCCCAUGCACGACAAUGAUACUUCCAUUAACAAGUUAUGUAGAUGUGUAGUAUUUACUGUUCAUACUUGCAUACAUACAGAAUUAAUACUGCAGAAAAAGAAUAUGAAUGGCAAAUGUAAUUUAAAUACAUUGUCUCAUACACCCACCUAGUUAUUACUACUUGGCCAUGAUAGUGAAUAUCACCUGCCCCACCAGCCACAAAUUAUGUUUUAAUGUCACUUUUACCCACGAAUCUCUUAAACAUAUUUGGAAAUCCAAAUACUAUUUGUUUUGGGGAGUGUUGUUAUUCAAAUCAUGAUUGGGACCUGAAGGAUAAA